AUCCUUUUGGGUUAAGGAUAUUUAAUUGACUAGACCACAUCGUAUAAGUUUGAGAUACAGCGCUGCAACUGCCCAAUAGACACCCACCAAGAGCCAGAGAAAACAUAGCUAGCGAGACGAGUGGUGUCGAGGAUAUGGAUUCCGCGAAGUUCGUGAUGGUGGCUGUGCUCGCCGUGGCCCUGGCAGCUGGCGUGGCGGAGGGGCAAGCGACUGCGAGCUGCUUGCAGAAGCUGACUCCGUGCGUGCAGUACCUGAACCGGACAGGGGUGCCGCCGGACACGUGCUGCAGCCCGGUGAAGGAGGCGGUGGCGAACGAGAAGGCCUGCCUCUGCUCCGUCUACAACACCCCCGGCCUCCUCCAGUCCUUCGGCGUCAACUCGACUCAGGUCGCCGCCGUCGCCAAGUCCUGCGGCGUCAACGCUGAUGCGAGCACCAUCUGCUCUGCAACAAGCAGCCCAUCUCCAUCAUCAACCCCUCCAGCGACACCCGGGAAUGGAGGCAAUGCAUCAAGCAGGAUCGCGGGGAUCAGAAUUCCGAGCAUGAUCCUACUGUGGGUUUCAUUGGUCUUGUGCUUACGUGCCUGAUCGGACAUGAUCGAAUCGGAAACUUCACCUAUCCUUUGAAUAUUCCCUAUGUUUGUUUACUCUCUAUUUGCUACUGGUGAGAUCGAUUCAAAUAAAUUCUGUCGUGUCUUGUUAUAACCCUUUCAUUGGCUGUGUCGAGAUAUUUUUCUCGUGGAGCGAUUCACUUUGGACUAACGUUAUGAAGAGGCCUAUUGUAUGCGCCGGUCAUAGUUGUAAUUAGAUAAGCUUGAUUUGUUUCCAAUUA
This is a messenger RNA of Punica granatum (pomegranate), 828 nucleotides long. NCBI's taxonomy places the organism in Eukaryota, Viridiplantae, Streptophyta, Magnoliopsida, Myrtales, Lythraceae. The record is from RefSeq and is a predicted model, not a curated record.